UACCUUGCUGUAAUAAAAGGAAUUUUGGCUCUUAACCAUAUUAGCUGUGAUACUUAUAUUUAGCAGACUUAAAAAAUAACGCAAUAGAUAAAACCGUCUUGCGUAUGUUUUGACGUGAACAGAACAAUAAUAAACAAACGGAUUGUAUUAUUCAAAGGUGUAACAGCUGUUACUGAUUAGAUUUGACUUUCAGCUGUGAAAAAGUUAUUGUAUUGUGUUAGUGUAAUUAAGAGGUCAACACAAUUAACAUUUCACAAGAGAAAAAAAUGAGUGACACAAAAGAAAAACGAUCCAAAAGUGAAGGUAAAAUACAAGCAGGGAAUCUGAGUCGCUUUCCCAAUGAAAACAAUCGUAGUAUUCCCGAUAUAGCAGCCAAUGUACCUCUUAUGGAAUCGUCCAAAGAUGAGCAGAGAGGAACAGAAAAAUACCAUGAUGAGAGCGAGAUGGCUUCGGGGAAGAAAAAUAAAUGGGGUGUGGCAUAUUAUAAACAGGAAUACCCUGAGAGGGAAUUGGAGGAUGAUGUGAACCCUAAUGAACAGUUGGUCCAGGAUGUUUCCAGUACUGCAGUCCUUACACCACUGGAUGAUGACCUUGUGGGUGAGGUCAAAGAGCUGGAGGACCGUGGUAACUGGUCAGGACGGUUUGAUUUCCUCAUGUCCCUCCUGGGGUACUCUGUAGGGCUAGGAAAUGUUUGGAGGUUUCCCUAUCUGGCUUACAGCAAUGGAGGAGGGGCAUUUGUGUUUCCUUUUGUGCUGAUGUUACUACUGCUGGGAAUCCCUCUUAUGUUUCUGGAGUUGGCCCUAGGACAGUAUGCUGCUCUAGGUCCUUCUGUUGUGUUUGACAGACUCUGCCCACUGUUUCAUGGCCUUGGUUAUGGAAUGAUCAGUGUAUCGGGAAUAGUUUCCUUAUACUACACAGUCAUCAUCGGCUGGUGUAUUCUGUAUCUCUUCACGUCCUUUACAAGUGAACUGCCUUGGGAAAAGUGCCACCCUGAAUGGGCUACAGAACAUUGCUAUUCCUACAAGGAUGCUGAUAUAUGCCAUGAAGUUCCAGGUCAAGUUUACUAUAAACAAGUUUGCUACAAUGCCACAGUAGCCAUGGAGCGGAAUCUCAGUAUGCUGGCUAGCAAUGUCACAAAGCAUGCCCCUGCUCAGGACUUCUUUGAACGUGGUGUACUAUCUCAGUCUGGUGGUAUUGAGGACAUUGGAAUUCCUCAAUGGAAAAUCACUUUGUGCUUGCUUUGUGCAUGGUUAAUGACUUUUGCAGCACUCAGUAAAGGUGUCAAAUCUACUGGAAAGGUUGUAUACUUCACUGCCCUGUUCCCAUAUGUUGUGCUGUUUAUUCUGUUUUUCCGUGGAGUUACAUUACCUGGAGCUGCAGAUGGCAUCAUCUACUACCUUACACCUAGAUUUGACAAACUGGGAGAGGCCAAGGUGUGGUCAGAUGCUGCAGCUCAGAUCUUCUUUGCCCUCAGCCCUGCCUGGGGUGGACUUAUAACACUGUCCAGUUACAAUCAGUUUCACAACAACUGCUUCAAGGAUUCUCUGAUUGUUGGUAUUGGAAACAUCUGCACCAGUAUAUUUGCUGGUUUUGUGAUCUUUUCCAUUAUUGGCUACCUGGCCCAUGAGCUUCAGAUGCCUAUUGACAAAGUCGUAGAUCAAGGUGCUGGUUUGGCAUUCAUAGUCUAUCCUGAUGUGGUCACCAGGUUACCUAUAUCACCACUGUGGUCUAUUCUGUUCUUUAUCAUGAUGAUCACACUGGGUAUGGGAAGUGAGUUUGCCUUGCUGGAGACAAUGAUGACAGCUGUACAAGACACCUUCCCACAACUGAGAGCCAAGAAAACUUAUGUUGUAGCAGUGGUGUGCUGCAUUGGAUUCCUGGGUGGCCUGUCUGUAACUUGUAAUGGAGGCAUGUACAUUCUACAGUUGAUGGACAACUACGUGUCUAGUUGGUCAGUCUUCUUAAUGGCAGGAUUGGAGAGUGCAAUGAUUGGCUGGAUUUAUGGUGGAGAUAGAUUCAUUCAAGAUAUAGAGAUGAUGAUUGGAGUCCGAGGACCACAUUUCCACAGAUUCUUUAAACUCUUCUGGAAAUUCCUGUCACCCAUGACUCUAGGAUUCGUAUUUCUGUUCAACUUGAUCCAGUACAAACCUUUGGAGUUUGGAGAUUAUAUAUACCCCAUGUGGUCCAAUGGGAUUGGAUGGAUUCUUUCAUUGGUUCCAAUCAUCUUCAUCACAACCAUUGCAAUUACUAAAAUUCUAAAGGCACCCAAGGAUAAGUCUAUUUUGGAGAGAGUGAGGCUUCUAUUGAAGCCAACCCCUGCAUGGGGACCAGCACAUAAAGUGCCAACCUUUGACAUCAAUGAGCCUGAUGAUGGAAUUAUUUCAAAUCCAAACUUCAGUACUGUUAUACCAAACUAUGACCCUAAUGAUCCAAAAGUGUAAAUGUCUUCAUUAGAAAUGGUAACAAGUUCAAAAAGAAGAACGGAAAAAGUCUUUGCUCAACCUCAAAAGUAUGAGUGUAUUUCAAUGCAAGAUUUUGGUGUAUUAUUUUGCAAAUUAUCAAUGGACUAUUAUGGAUUAUUUGACUGUUUUCUUCUUUUAAAUAUACCUGUGAUUCAUUGUUGAAAAUCUUUUUAGUGCUUUAUUUUUAAAUCCAGUUUUUAAAAAUAAUUUUACAACUUUUGCUUUUAAAAAUAUUUUUUACAUUGUUUUGGCUUUUAAUUAGUGGAUGCAUACUUUGUUAAUGGUAUUAGUUGCCAGAAGUUGUUAGUUAGGAAUAACCUUUACAUUGUUAAGUAUGAUUUCUCAGACUUUAGAUAUCUGUGAAGGAGCUAGGAAACAUAUUUUUGAUUUUCUGUGAUGUUUUGAUUAUUAAUAAGGCCCUGAUCUAUAUUUAUUUUGUAUCAGUUGCAUAAUGAUUUGAUUAAAACAUGACUGUAUUUGUGUUCAGUGCGGUAUUAAGUGUACAAUUUGUAGUGUUUGCAGAAGAUGAAUUUAGAGUUAUUUUCAGCCUUUGCACACAAUUUUUUUUUUUUUAUCAAAUCCAUAAUCACUUGUCAAUAAACAUGCAUUAUUUGGCAGCUUAUUAUGAUGUUUACUGAGUACAUAGGAAUUAUCAGUCGGACACUGCUGCUGAAGGAAGGAGUUGUAAAUUAAUUGUUAAGAAUUUAUGACAUUGUUUUUAUCAUCUAUAGAAUUAUGGUUUGAUUUUAUUUGAAUUUGUGCUUAGUUUGUUAAAGGAUUUUUUGCAUUAACAUGUGCAUGUAUCAUCAGGAAAAAAGAUUUUAAAAAAAGGGUUCAUUUGCAUAUUCAGCCAUUGAGCACAUGCAUUUAUUUGUGUCCAGAACUGAUGUGCUGCUAUAUUUUUUGGUAUAAAAUUGUUCUGUGUUCUUAAGUAUUACUCAUGCAUAUUAUGAUGUAAUAUUUUCAUUUAAAAUGAAUGUAGGAGCUUUUUGUUUUUUUUUUUA
This is a messenger RNA of Saccostrea echinata, 3466 nucleotides long. RefSeq names its product sodium- and chloride-dependent glycine transporter 1-like. The record is from RefSeq and is a predicted model, not a curated record. Gene Ontology annotation, biological process: sodium ion transmembrane transport. Gene Ontology annotation, cellular component: membrane. Bases 267 to 2441 code for a protein of 724 amino acids. The transcript is spliced from 16 exons. NCBI's taxonomy places the organism in Eukaryota, Metazoa, Mollusca, Bivalvia, Ostreida, Ostreidae.